UUUUCGCGAAUUUGAACGAUCUGAGAAUACAGUUUUACUCAGAAUUCGACGCUGAUUCCGAAUAUGUAUGACUCAUUGCGUAAUUUUUUGGGCACGAAACCUUACAUUCUGCCACUUGUCCUUUGAUUUAUCAUCUUGUUUUAGCAUAUUACGAUGUUUAACUCGAGAGAUACCAACAAAUGGCUGGUGGGAAGACUAUCAUAUGGAUCCAAAUGAUAAUUCAUUAGCUACUAAUUUUAAUCGGUUACGAUUAAUACGUAAUGUAAAUUUUGAUCAUUUAACUGCAUUUAAGUUCGGUGACGGUAAUUAUGAUUAUUACAAAUAUGAACUAAAACAAAUAAUCAUCGACCUAUGUGACGAUCAAAAUAUGGAACAAGAUUAUGUGAAGAAAAUUGAUUCUGUAUUAUCGUCAUCCUAUAGUGAUAAAGAAAUAUUUAAAAAAUAUAGAGAAGAAAUAAUUGAUUUGAUGACAGAACAUAAGGAAGACUUGAUUAAGGAGAUAAAAGAGAUCGAAAAAUUAAAUAUUAAAAAUAAAAAUGAAAUUAAAUAA
This is a messenger RNA of Didymodactylos carnosus, 550 nucleotides long. The record is from the annotation of a GenBank genome assembly. Lineage: Eukaryota; Metazoa; Rotifera; Eurotatoria; Philodinida; Philodinidae.